AUGGGCGACAGCGCUGCCGCUCUCUGGGACAGCGAGCUGCUGCGUGCACGCCAAUGGCUCGCGGCCACUCGCAGGGACAAGCAGCAGGAGCGCGAUCUGCUCUUUCAGCGUGUGAAGGCGCACAUUGGCUUCAAAGACCAUCAGCUCUCGCUACAGAGUGAAGUGACAGCUAGUGAGGACGAGGAUGACGGAGCUCUGGACUUCCUGGGCGACGUGGAUGCGGCAGACAUGAGUGCGCUGCUGCAGGCUGAAGCGGCCAAGGCAGCUACCUUCCCUCUGGAGAUGCCAAAUAACUUAGUGUCGCCUAAACUGAAGCCUAAGACCAAGGCUGUGCCGAUAGCUGCAUCCGGGGAGUAA
Molecule: messenger RNA, 357 nt
Organism: Phytophthora infestans T30-4
Lineage: Eukaryota; Oomycota; Peronosporomycetes; Peronosporales; Peronosporaceae
Exons: 4
Coding region: 1-357 (118 amino acids)
Source: RefSeq, a predicted model, not a curated record